This is a messenger RNA of Coffea eugenioides, 426 nucleotides long. Its product is annotated as lysosomal amino acid transporter 1-like. The record is from RefSeq and is a predicted model, not a curated record. Bases 37 to 324 code for a protein of 95 amino acids. NCBI's taxonomy places the organism in Eukaryota, Viridiplantae, Streptophyta, Magnoliopsida, Gentianales, Rubiaceae. The transcript has 3 exons.
UAUGGUUUUGUAGAUUAGUUCAGUUCAUUGGGCUCAAUGGGAAUCUGGGGAAGUUCUCCUGCGGCCAUGUGUUCAGUGGAGGAGCGUUGCGCGGAAUGGGCAGCCAAGUACAUGGAAUAUUGCCUUUGCAGCACAAAGGAUUGGGUUUCAUUCAUAUUGGGAUUGAUAAGUUUAAUGAGUUGGGCUGUUGCUGAAAUCCCUCAGAUCAUCACAAACUACAAGCAAAAAUCUGCUGAAGGCCUAUCUCUUGCUUUCCUCAUCACAUGGGUAGUAGGCUUCCAAAACAAUACUACAUGGCAAUGUUAUAUACAUUUACAACAUUGAUUGUUGCUGGGCAAACCAUAUACUAUGGCUACAUCUAUUAUCGCCUGAAACCUUAUAAACGUUCUCAUGAGGUAUGGCACUUUUAUCCUUCCAUUAUUCGAU